UAUAUUUCUUAAAAGUUCUCCAGAAACUACAGUAUGUACCUUCACAAUCCUUGCCCCAUCCUUCUCUUCAGUAUUUGUCAUAUAUUUUUGAAACACUUGUGAGCUUCCUUUUCUUGCAUAAUCUUCCUGCUGCCACAAUAACAAACUAAACCUAAAUUUGAGAUUGAUUAUGUCUCAGGGAUUACUAUACUAAUAGCCAAAACUAAAUAAAAGAAACAUGAAGAUGGGCAAUAGCAAUGGCGGAUGUGCUUCUGCUUGGCAAGAGAAAAUAAGCUUAGGAUUUCACGUUGUCAAGGGCCGUUGGUUCACAAUCUUCGCCACAAGCUUGAUCAUGUCUGUGAACGGUUCAAGCUUCAUGUUCGGUCUCUACUCCAAUGACAUUAAAUCCUCUCUAGGCUACGACCAAACAACCUUAAAUCUUGUCAGCUUCUUUAAAGACUUAGGUGGAAACCUUGGAAUAAUCUCCGGCCUAAUCAAUGAAUUCACACCCCCGUGGAUUCUCCUAGUCAUUGGUGCCGUCAUGAACUUCACUGGCUAUUUCAUGAUCUGGCUUGCAGUCACUGGCCACACAGCUAAACCCCAGGUCUGGCAGCUGUGUUUAUACAUAUGGAUCGGAGCUGAUUCACAAGCUUUUGCAAGCACCGGUUCCCUCAUUACAACCGUCAAGAAUUUCCCUGAGAGCCGAGGCAUUGUACUAGGCCUUUUCAAGGGCUACAUAGGCUUAAGCGGUGCAAUUAUCACACAAAUUUAUCAUGCCAUGUACGGGAGUGACACAAAAUCCGUUAUAUUACUUAUUGCUUGGCUGCCGGCUCUGGUUUCAAUCCUCUUUCUACCAACUUUCCGAAUCAUAAAAGUUGCUCGAGACAAAAAUGAGGCCAAUAUUUUCUUUAAUCUAUUGUACAUUUCACUUGGUUUAGCUGGAUUCCUCAUGGUCAUGAUUAUAUUCCAGAAGAGAGUUGCCUUCAGUAGGCUUGAAUAUGGCGGGGCAACCAUUUGUGUUCUCAUUCUUCUCUUUGCUCCACUCAAUUUCGUUGUCAGAGAAGAGUUGAGCCAGUGGAAAACUAAGAAGCAAUUGUUAACUAAUCCUUCAAACCAGUUACAAGUAUUUACCGAAAAACCAUCUUCAACAGACAAGCCUGCUGGCCCGGUGUCACAACAGGAGCUCUUGCCAGAAUCGGCUAAUGCAGAAGCUGGGAACAGCCCUGAAAAACCAUUUUCUUCAAUAAUCAAGGCAUUCAAGUCACCGCAAAGAGGCGAGGAUUUCACAAUAUUGCAAGGAAUUUGUAGCAUUGACAUGUUACUUUUAUUUGUUGCCACGUGUUGUGGCAUGGGGGGUACAUUGACUGCAAUUGACAAUUUAGGCCAAAUUGGUCAGUCCUCAGGCUACUCAGCUAAAAGCAUCACAACAUUCGUGUCACUCGUCAGCAUAUGGAACUAUCUAGGACGCGUCUCUGCAGGUUUUUCAUCAGAAAUGUUGUUAAAAAAAUACAAUUUCCCGCGCCCCCUGAUGCUCACAUUGGUGCUUCUCUUAACUUGUAUUGGCCAUCUCCUUAUCGCCUUUGCUGUCCCGAAUUCUCUCUACAUUUCUUCCGUGCUCAUUGGAUUCUGCUUCGGAGCACAAAAUCCAUUAGUCUUCGCAAUAAUAUCUGAACUAUUCGGGCUUAAAUACUACUCCACUUUGUUCCAAAUCGGGGCCUUGGCGAGCCCCGUGGGGGCCUAUGUUUUAAAUGUGAAAAUGGCGGGCCAUAUUUACGACAGCGAGGCAAUCAGACAGCUGGCUGCUAAACAGCUUGUUCGGCAAGCAGGAAAGGAGUUGACAUGCUCGGGUGAAGUGUGUUAUAGAUUCACGUUCAUUGUAAUAGCGGCAGUGACAUUGUUUGGGAGUGUGGUUUCGUAUGUUUUGGUGAUCAGAACAAGAAGUUUUUACAAAGGGGAUGUGUACAAGAAAUUUAAAGAGGAGUCUUGUACAGGAGAAGUGGUUUCAGAAAGGAAAAGUUAGUUUGAGAAAUUUGUUAAGGUCACUUUUAUGUUUACCGUAAGAAUGUAACCCCCACGGGGUGUCAGCAAUGGUUGGACAGCGCUUAACGCUUGCUGUCUUGAGGUCACAAGUUCGAUUUCCUGGGCACUUCGGGAGUAGAUGGGCUACCAUACUCGAGGGUAUUAGUGUGCUAAUAGCGUAAUCGGAUUAGUCAAGCUGGCCCCGAUCCCGGUUUAAAAAAAAUAAAAUGUAUGCUUCAUUACUUGUCACCCUGCAGCUUGAAAUUUGAA
Daucus carota subsp. sativus is the source of this 2268-nucleotide messenger RNA. Its product is annotated as protein NUCLEAR FUSION DEFECTIVE 4. The record is from RefSeq and is a predicted model, not a curated record. The transcript has a single exon. NCBI's taxonomy places the organism in Eukaryota, Viridiplantae, Streptophyta, Magnoliopsida, Apiales, Apiaceae. Bases 218 to 1999 code for a protein of 593 amino acids. Gene Ontology annotation, cellular component: membrane.